UUCAAACAGUUUCUAUCCUAAAAAUAUACUUCCGCUUCUUCAAGCGAUUAUGGCUGGCCCUCAACAGUAUGUUGCUUCCCUGCGAUUGGCGCAAGCAGCCAUUUUCAAUGGCAAAGGAUUUGAGGAUGCUGCUGGGUAUGCUCGAUAUCUUCUCAAAUUCCAAGAUCGUUCCUUAUGUCCUUCCAUCACUCUGGAUCCCUCUCGGUUUAACGGGUAUGGGAUGGAUAUUCCACGCCUGAUUAAUUCCAUUGGCUGGGGUGAUAUACUCCCUAAUCGUAAUUUUGGUUUUUGGCCUGAGGCUGUAAGGAUGUUCUAUGCAAACAUGAAGCCAUGCUUCCAAAUCUCCCCACCCUGUUUUACUACGAUAGUUUACAACUAUCUGAUCACUAUCAAUGUGGAACUCUUGUCACUGCUUUUUGGAAUUCCCGUUGCUGGUGCAGAAGUCCAGAAUGAGUCUGACUUUCACUUAGUUGACGUCAAUGAGGGGGAUGCCUUGCGACUGUAUACUCGUGAUAUUGGUCGCUAUUACCCUUCUGACUUCCAUUCUGGGAGACUUCCUGAUGAUCUCAAGGUUUUACACUUCUACAUCACGAGGGCUUUUCUACCUCGAUCCCAUGGGCUCAAUACACUUUACCCCUCGGAUCUGUGGAUCCUCGCUAGUGCAAAGGAAAAUCGCGUCAUUAGCUAUCCACGUCUCAUGAUCGAUCACAUGCUGAACCAUCAUGAUGCCAACUAUGAUGGAGAACUCCCUUUUGCUCCUCAGAUAACGCAGAUCCUGCUGGCUUUGGGUUUGGAUUUGCGUUUCAAGGUAGCUCGAGUAGACAUACUUAGCUCUCUUCGGGCUCUGUUUGUGCUCCGUAAAGUUGAUGCUUAUGUUGGACGCCGUCGCCCGCUGGUCAAUGCUCCAGGGGGAGAAGCAGCUAGCCAUGCAGUUCCUCCUCGCGAGGAUGGACUUAGUCUUGCGGACUUGGGAGAAGAAGAGGCUAAAGAAGCGCCGGAGACAAAAGAUAUUGUUGGGAUGAUAAGGGAUAAUGGCAAACAACCGAUGAUGCAUCCCUUGGAAGUCAUUCAAUCUUUGUUUCGACGGGAGGGGGAAGCUAGUAACAGUAGGAAUCAGAUGCAGGAAGAUGAAGAUGGGAUUUCUAAUUAUGUUUCUUCACCUGAUUAUGGGUUCUAGGAUGAAUAUCGGUCUUAGGGGGAGUUAGUUAGGUUGGGGUCUUGUCUGGUUGGAUUAUAGUUGGAGGCGCCCUUAAGAGUGAGUCUGUCUGUCUUUCUUUUCAACUCAGCAUGCCUGAGUAUGUGUCCGAAUGUCUUUGGCUUUAGUUCUGUGUCCGAACGUUUUGUCUGGAUAUUGAAUAAAUAAACUCCCCUUUAAUUAAAACAGUUCGUUUCU
Molecule: messenger RNA, 1393 nt
Organism: Linum trigynum
Lineage: Eukaryota; Viridiplantae; Streptophyta; Magnoliopsida; Malpighiales; Linaceae
Source: the annotation of a GenBank genome assembly